Molecule: messenger RNA, 1617 nt
Organism: Parathielavia appendiculata
Lineage: Eukaryota; Fungi; Ascomycota; Sordariomycetes; Sordariales; Chaetomiaceae
Exons: 4
Coding region: 234-1274 (346 amino acids)
Source: RefSeq, a predicted model, not a curated record
GGGGACAGCCACAGCCCAGACCCAUCCGUUCAAGAGCCGAUCGAUUCGGAUUGACAGCAAAUUCCUGCAUGAUCUGGGAGUUCAUCCCAUCUUGCUCCGAUUUCAUUCUCCUGCACAGUCCUGUCCGCAUACAAAAUCCCUGAUACCCCUGGUACUCGAUUUUUUGCCCUUACAACUCACCUCAGAGCAUUCCAUUCCUCCGACACUCAUCUUUUAGCUUUUUUUCUCUCGCAAUGCCCAUCCGCAACCCGUUCGCGCGCCGGCCCGGCCCCGCCAUUCAAGAUGAGAACCAACGCCCGGGCUCCGCCGCUUCGGGAACCAUCACCGACGCCGCGCACCUCGGGUUUGAGAGGGUGGAUACCGUCGGGUCGAAGGCAUCGUCGGCGUUCAGCAUUCGCAGCAGCAGAAGGAGCCAGGACACGGGCGAGUACAAAAUGAGCGUCGUCAAUGACAGCGGAGUCUACCUACCAGUACGGCUACCCCCUGACCCCUGUCCAACGGCCAAUAUCGAAGCAUUCAAAGACAAUUAUCCUCUGACACAACACUACCAGCCAUCCCCCGUCGAAAGGGAAGCCUCCUGGCCACGGCGCUACCUGUCUCGCGCGUCGAGCGACCGGAGCAGCAGCGGCGAGAUUGAACACUUUUCCAUCUCGCGCGAAUCGUUUGACUCGUACCGGCGGUCAUUUGACAUCAGCGCCAAGAGCCCCGUCGUCAUCACAGACCCGUCGCCGACCCGUCAAAGCCUCGACUCUCACCGGUUUCCCUUUUCAUCGCCGCGGUACGCCCCGCCUUCGUCGAGGUCGUCGCUGGGUGAUCAGCUCCGACCGCAGUCGCAGUCCACUACACACCGACGGUGGGAUUGGCGGGGUGGGCACCGGGAGCCGCCCACGCCGGAGGAGAGUUGGAAGGGGGGAUCACAGGAGGAGGUAGAAGAGGAGGAGGGCAGGUUUGAAAACGUCGGGCUGGGCGAUGACGGCGUGAAGCAGCAGCAGCAACAGCACCAAACGCAGGACCAAGAGGAGGUGCCGGCGCCAGCGCCCAAGAAGAGGGGUUUCUUUGCCAAGUUUGGGUCGGAUAGCAACAACAGUGCUGGAAACGUGAAUGCGCCGACGGAGGAGGAGGGGACGGCCGUGUCAAGGUUCCUGCCUUUGCCUUUGGUUGGGAGAAAAGGUGCGCAGGGCGGUGGGCUCCAGCAGCAGCAGCAACAAGGCGCCGAAUUGAAGGUCAUGCCUGUUUCAGCGAUGGGCAGGCAGCUGCAGGAGGUCGAGGUUUGAGCAUCGAGGGUUUUAUCCAUGGUUCGUUUGGUUCGAUAUAGUUUCAGAAGGCAGAUCAGCCGGGGCCAGGCGUUGCGAGGCAGUCAGGCACAUAUAUCGCCUAAGGGAGCAGUAGGUCUUUGGGUAUGAUCACGGGUGGUUAAUUCUGCUGCAGGCGGACGUGCGAGGCAGUUGGCGUUAUGGCUGGUCCUCGGGGAAACUCGAUAACUCGAUAUGGCGCACACGACUACUAAUGGGUUUGGAAGUGAUAGUUAAAUACAGAUAUCGGCGACGUUGCCGCUGCCAGGCAGGGACAUGGGCAAACUCAAUCAGUGGUCAAGAGAAAGCAGAGGCGCCAGGUCGU